CUCCCACUUUGUUUUCUAACGUGCUUCAAUUAACGCAGUUGGUAACUCUUUAUUUCAUCGUUUACUCUUUUUCUCUUUCGCAAGAAUAGUAGGCUUCGCUAUUCUUCUUCUUGAUAAUAUUGUUUGCUGUUUCGGUUCGCGUGUUAAGAUAAAAAAUUCAAGUAAAAUGGAUGAAUUGGAAGAAAUUUUAAUAAAAUUGAAUGGAGAAAUGUUCCUUAGCCUCUUUCGCGAGGGCGGUUUUACUACGGAAUCAAUGAUGCUGCUCAAACCAAGUCAUUUGGAUACCCUCGUCGAUGCGGCGCAAUUUGGACCAAGGAUAAUAUUUGAGCAUAAUCUUAAUUGGCACACCGAACAGGACGUUCAUGUGCAAACAGCUCAAAGUGACGAGGGCGCAUCAUUCGCAAAUGCAAAUAUUGCAGAGAAAACACUCGAAGAAAUUUUAAGGGGAUCGGUUAGUGGAAGUCAAGUUUUGAAGUACUACAGUAAGACAAAAGUUCUUACGCCAAAAUACAGAAAAUUGCUUGCAGCAACAAUCGCAAACUAUUUGAUUUCGUCCGGAGUAAACUCGAGCCCAAAAACAUUUGAAUCGUUCGCCAGCCAGAUAUCGAAUUUCUUUUUAAGUGAGUCGAAGGACAUACAUUACAUACAUAAAAAGGGGAAAAACCAGGCGGAUGUUUAUACACUAAAUACCACAGCACUUUAUUCAAAUGUAGGCAUUAUAAAUAAAAAGCCCGCCGAAGAGAAGCCGCAAAAAGCAGCACAUAGCAAUUUAUGUACGACAGGUACGGAUGCGGUCACAUGCUAUCUUCUACAUUCUGUUUUAGUUCCAACCAGCCGAGAAUACAAAACGUGCAAGCAAACAAAAAAGCAACAUUUGGUCAAAGCCACUAUUGAAGAUUCCAGAAACAGUUUUUUAAUAUGGGCAACAACUAAUUGUGAACUUCAAUCAAAACUGAAAUUAAUGGUUGAUGAGAAUUAUAAGGGCAAAAGCACCAUUCAGCCCAUCAUAUGUGCUAUUGGAAUGAGCUUGCUUGAGAGCAACGAAUAUUUCGUGUACUUCGCCAACAUAUUUUAUAAGUUCGAUAAUGUUAUCAAAUGUAUUGAUGUGUGUUUUAAGAUAUUCCACGUACUUAAUCUUAAAUAUCCUUCCGAAUGCAAAUCUAUUUGGUUUUUUGUCCAGCAAUACUUUUAUGACAUUGCUUUGGAAUCACACGAGAAAAGUACCUCAUUGUGUGCAAUAUUAAGUGAUUUAAGACAAUUUAAAUGUUUUAAUAAUAACUAGAAAUGGAAGGAAAAAUUAAAUGUUUUGUGUGCACACAAUCUUUUGAACAAUGCGAUCGUUUAUUUAAACAUUUCAAAAUUAUUCACUGUUUAUCACAAUACGAUAUGUACAAAUGUGGAUUUACAGCUUGUAACCAAUCAUUUACGAAUUUUAAAUCACUUUGUAGGCACAUGCGAAUUGAACGCAAAAGAUAUGAAAUUACUUUAUUAAGCAAUCAGAAUGUAAAAGACGAAUGUUUAUCUAAUACUACUUCAAUGGUACCUAAUACUAUAAUAACAGAUACUGGUAAUCAAAGUACAAAUACUUUAAGUAACAUAACAAGUUUAAAUGUAAAUGAAGAAACUUUAAAAGAAGGUUGCAUUAAAUUGUCCUAGAAAAGAAACCGUUGAGUUGCAAAGAGAUGUUACAAACAUGAUUUUGUGUCCAUUAAAAAACCAUUUAAAACAAAUAUUGCAAAAUUUCGAUUCGCUAGGAAAAAACGAUAUUAAAGCUGAUAUUGAAAAUUUAGUAAAUAUUUGUAGCGAUCCAUUUAAAGACUUUAACUCAGAGUAUAAGUUUAUUAAAACUCUUAAAGAACUAAAUUUAUACGAAAAUCCACAAGUCAUCACCAUAAAUAAUUCAAUAAGUAACUUGCAAACUAGACAUGUAAACAAAUUAAAUGCAGCAUUAGUAAGGGGUGUGUUAUUUCCAAUUAAAUUUCAAAUAAAAAAAUUUUUUGAAUUGCCAGGCAUGUACGAAAAUUUUUCUAAAAGUCUUGAAUACUUAACCACCAAUAACGAAGUUUUAAAAAAUUUUGUAAAUGGCGAUAUUUGGCAAAAAAAAAUUCAAAAUUAUAAAAACAAGUUAGUUAUUCCAUAUUUUCUAUACUUCGAUGACUUCGAAGUUAACAAUCCCUUAGGUUCACAUAGUUCAUCAGUUUUAGCAGUAUAUUAUUCCUUCCCCACCGCGCCAAUUUCUGUUAAACAUAAACUUCAAAGUAUUUUGAUAGCCGCUCUUUUUAAAUCACAAGAUGUUAAACAAUUCGGUAAUGAUAAAUCAUUUUAUAAGUUAGUAGAAAUACUAAAUGAUUUAGAAAAUAAUGGUAUUGAAAUUAAAACACCAAACGGCAAUAAAAUAAUUUAUUUAUGUUUAGGUUUGAUAAUUGGAGAUAAUUUAACGCUUAACAAUAUUCUUGGAUUUUCUCGUUCAUUUUCUUCUAACCAUUAUUGUCGAUUUUGUAAAAUAAAUAAAACCGAUGCCAAAUUCGCUUUUAUUGAAGAUAAUAGCCAAUUAAGAGAUCAACAAAACUACGCUUACGAUAUUUCUUUGAACGAUUUCGAAAAUACUGGCAUAAGAGAGUUUUCCAUUUUUAAUAAUGUCAAUAAUUUCCACGUAGUAGAAAAUUUCUCUGUUGAUUUACUUCAUGACAUCUUUGAAGGCGUUUUUAAAUACGGUUUUUGUAAUAUAAUCUUACAUUAUAUUCAUAAAAAGAUAUUU
Messenger RNA from Rhagoletis zephyria (snowberry fruit fly), 2758 nucleotides. RefSeq lists its product as uncharacterized. NCBI's taxonomy places the organism in Eukaryota, Metazoa, Arthropoda, Insecta, Diptera, Tephritidae. The record is from RefSeq and is a predicted model, not a curated record.